Messenger RNA from Phlebotomus argentipes, 7833 nucleotides. RefSeq lists its product as uncharacterized. The record is from RefSeq and is a predicted model, not a curated record. The transcript is spliced from 21 exons. Bases 185 to 6178 code for a protein of 1997 amino acids. Lineage: Eukaryota; Metazoa; Arthropoda; Insecta; Diptera; Psychodidae. Gene Ontology annotation, molecular function: protein binding.
UGUCAUCUGGUGUGAAGACAUCGAUUUUCCCACCCAGGAAGCCUCGGAAAAGUGUCAAUUGCACUCCAAUAUGACUCCUGAUUUGGCUGGGAUGUGAAUUUGUGAAGUGUGAGUGUGGCCGGAGGCGAAUGGAAUUGUAUUUCUCAAAUGUGAUUACAAUGAAAUAUGCUGCUGCGGUGCUUAAAUGAAUUUAUUGGGCGGAAUACGGAAGGAUUGUGAGACUCUCGAGCAUACACCAGAGGAAAGUUUUCAAUUACCAGCGACGAUGGCAACGACAGUUCAACCUGGGCUCAGAUCGGGAGGUCUGCACCAUGCAUCGUCCCUCGGCAAUAUAGAGGCUUCGUCGAAGGGUUAUCACCACUUCCUGGGACGGAGCUACGAUUCCGAGGAUGAGAACAUGGGACGAACGAGAGCGCACACCACAUCGACUCACUUCCUGAAGACAUCGAUCUACUCCAGAGGGGACAUUAAAGAGCAAUAUUGUCUCUCAGACAGACAAUUGAGCUCCAUCGAGCCGCCGCGCAGGGAAAGAUUUUUCGGUUGUUGGUCAGGAAGAGGAGCCCCUCAGUCCUUUCUGGGCGUCUGUGUGGGCCGAAGAGCGCCAUCAGAUGAGAACAUCCACGAUUAUGCGCCAAUCUACAAGUAUCCCAGGUACCCACCGCCGGGCCCCGUGCCUCAUGACGUCCUCCUGUACGAUGAGGACCUCGAGAACUCGUACUUCCGACGACGGCCCACGUCCUUUCUCACUGGCGGCGAUCCUAAGCGCUAUACCUGGAUGCCCGCCGACGAGGAGGCGGUUCGUCUCGAGGGCCCCCGUCCCAUCUGCCCCGAGGACGACUUCAGAGGACCGUACGUGGUGGGGUCGUACCCGCCCAAGGAAAGCGCGUUCCUCAGCCAAAGCACGGAACAUCUGGCAAGAAUGUAUCAGUGUCCGACUCAUAUUGGAAUUCCGCCCCCACCUCCGCCGCCCAUUGUGCCUACGGACGGGACAAUUCUUGGUGCUCCGAGGACGAAACAUGUGAGCUUCGCCCGAUCACACACCCUCACCUCCUUCGACGAGGCCAUGGGCAUGAGGCCGCUGUCCCGGAUGGGCAGCACGGCGACCCGCAGCCAGGAGCGCCUGAUCGGGGGCAAGAAGCCCACCAUCACGCUGUCUGCUCAGCAGCUGCCGCCCACGCACCUCAUCCUGCAGCCGCCGCCGCAGCCCCAGCCGCCGCCCCCGCAGGAGAUUGUCGUGGUGGAAAAAAUCAAGAGGGGCGCAAUGAAGACGCAAGCCACCCAGACGGAGGUUUGCCUCGGCAAGAAACCACUGCCGCCACACCAUUUAUCUCUCAGUCCGCGAACAAUUCACCGAGUGCGAAUGGUGUCUCAGGGAGCGCAGACGAAUGGCAUGAACGGCCGGACGAAGCUGACGAAGAGCCUGUCUGAAGCGGCAACGAGGCUGGGGGUGGGAGUAUCACCCACGUCACCUCUGGAAGUGCCGCAGUCGCCUGGGGAUCACGAGCCGCUGCAUCGGACGCAAUCAGAGGAGCCGCCCAGAUCGCCUUUCAGUCUCACCACGCCAACAGGCCACUUCCAAGACAUGCACUCGAGGACAUCGUCGCGUCUGAGUCAGAUUGAGACGUCGAGGAGUGACAUGUUCUCCUCCGAGAACAUCUUCACGCACUCCAGGAAUCACUCUCAGGACAGCGCGGUGACGUCCAAGGCGUCUCAGGACAGCAUCUCGAUGGCUUUCGAGCCAGCGGUGGCGAGGCAGGCACAGCUGGAGCCUGUCCACCAGCAGUGGGACUACGAGACUCACAGUCUGCCCAGAAGAACGUGCAUUCACCACAGAGGAGAGGAGCGCACCAGCACUCUGCCCCGGAGAGAGCAUCAGCACCAUCCGUGCGGUCAUGUCACGAUUGGCAGCACGGAGCUGCUGAAUGGUGGAAGCGGUGUUAUCCCGGAGAGCAUCCUCAAAGGCAGGAGGAGCUCAAUGGCCAGGGACAGCUCAACAGAAUCCAACGCCCCAUCCGAGCGUCUUUCUCGUCGGAUGUCGUCGUACACUCCAGUUCAAGAAACGCACAUGCAACUCAGGAGAGCCUCACAUCACGUCAUCUCGCCGGAAAUUCACUCACUAUCCAGAAAAGCCCCAACGAAGCAGCCGAUAACGUCAGAAGAAGCCUGCUCGACGUGCGAAUCUGAGAGCGACUCCAGAACUGACCGGGAAGAGAAGGAGAUCUUUAUAGAUUUCAAGCCCAACAUUUCGCCAAUAUCUAGUCCUAUGGCCAGGAAGAAGCGCCUGCAGAAAACCCUGUCCGAAGGAGAGAUCCUGUUUGAGAAGCGAAGGGAGAGCAAUAUGGAGGCACUGGCAGCAAUGUCAGCAAGCGAUGAGGAUCUGAAUACUCAGCUGGAGAGGGAGAACCUCAAAGAGCAAUAUCAAUACCGAUCCUCACCCAUCAAGGAUGAGGGGAUCUGCAAUAAGCAAAACCUACUGACCAUUCCCCACGCUGAGAAGACCCUCAGAUACACUAAAGAGUCAUUCAGGAAGCGAUCCAUCAGUCUCGAAGAUCCGUCAAUUCAGGAAGCUGGAUUGUCAGGAAUGGGAACUGCAAAAUCCACUCCACCUUCACCUUGUCCGGAUGAACUUUCUGUCCAUGGACACUCGACUUUUCCAUCUUCAGACUCCAUUGCGGCGGAUCUGACGUCGAGAGAUCAUUCUGAUGGCAUCUGGAAUGAGUCUCAGAUCACAGUGCUGACCAAUGAGCAAAGCCCGUCGGACUCCGGACCGUCUCUGCUGACUCCAACUUCUCGGCGGAAAAACUUGAUUCUGCAGCACCAGCAGAGGAGCUCCAUGGACACUGAGGCACUGGAUCUGGAACAGGAGACGGACCAGACUCCGGUCGUGGUGACGAUGGCAACAGCAAUGACACAAACAUCGAGCUCUGCUCUACCGAUUGAGGUGCUCUCGAAGGCCUCUUGGGCAGGUGGGCGCUCGUCGAUGAGCAUGAGUUCGACGGUUGUGGGACCCACACCUUCCAUAGCAGUGACACCGUCGCUCAGCAUGGAACAGGAGGAGAAGAGUCCGAAACUCGAGAUAAGACGCACUUCGAGAACACUCUCGCCGUCGCUGAGGCGCGAGAUUCGAAAGUCCAGCCUCCAAUUUGAGAUAUCGCCGCACACGAUUCACAAAAGACAGGAAUCUCCGGAGCAACACAGCACUGAUUUGGCCAGUAAGAUGGAAAUUUGCAAGACCAGCACAGAUAUAUCUGAAGGCAGCACUAAUACUGAGGAUUACAUCACCUGCACGGACAACUCGAAGCGCGCUCAAGGUAUAAAAAUGUCAGGAGCUAGUUCUUCAUCGACCACACAGGUUCCAGCUCAAAGCUCCCAGACGGCGACAGUGCAGGACGGCUCGUCCUUCGAGAGCGCCUCAUCCAUAUAUAGUCUGGCACGCGGUGACGCUGUCUGCGACGACACUGUUGCAGUGGAUGAGCAGAAACUCAGCCCAACUCCAGCUCAUGCCAUGAAGCUAUCUCCAGCUCACUCAGUGAGCAGCAGCUCCUCGGGAAGCUACAGCCUGAAGGAUUUCACCAGAGCAAAGACGUCACCGUCAAGAACAUCCAAACCGGGAGCAACGCCGAAACCGAAGCCCGAGUCUAUUUCAGAUGAUGAGAGAAGUGAGAAGAGAUAUUCCAGUUCUGGCUACUACGAAAGCCCCCACGAUGAUGGGGCGGAGGUGAAAGUGGUCAGAGGGAGACGAAGGAACGACUGGAAUGACGAGGAGAGAAGGCGCAAGAAAGGCGCUCUGAAGCUGGAAUUUGAGAAAGACGCUCCAGUGGAGAAGAGCUUCACCUCUCCUCAUCCAAAACCUGGUGCGGCAUUUAAGCAAAUCAGUCCUGAUGACAGAACAGCCUUAAACAUCCUGGAUGGCACGAGUCCCAGCAAAGCCAAGAGAUUUCGCCCAAAGACUAGAAGAUCCCCGAGGAACCGAAGUGCUUCAGGAGAGGACACCCUUAUUCGCAGGAUCAAAACACCCGUGAUACGAAGUCCGGAACAAACCCCAGCCAUGCAUGUGGCAAGCAAACACAGCCCGUCCAAGUAUCCAACGAUGUCGCCUCACCAGCCUUACAGUCCUGGCGGAUCGCCGCGAAAGCACAAGGAUCCCUCGCCAGUGAAGCGCCUCAAGGCGCUCUCAACUGAGUCCCUCCGAUCCGUCUCGCCGGGCUCCGAUUCUGUCUUCUACAGCGAGGCGGAUGCGAUGUCUGAGCACCAGGUUCACUGCCACCACUGCGGCAAGGAGGUGGAGAUCAUAACGGCCGCCGCGGAUUCGCAGGAGUCUCUGGGCGCCGCCGAGGAUGAGCGAGCAGAGAUUGUGCAGCCUCCGGCGGGAUUUGCGGAUUCCCCCGAUGGCAUCAGGGCUCCGCAUCACACGAGGCUGUACAAGAAGUUAGACAAGAGAUUUCGGUCAGAGGAGCGACAUGGAGAUCGCCGGCACUACAGGAACAGAACGGACACCAGGGCCAAGAGUGAGGAGCGAGGGAAGGAUGAGGUUCCCAAGAGUGUCCUGCGUCCGGCUGGAUCGAGUCCCUGUGUCGUGCCUUCGGAUGAUUUCAAUCCGAGGGAAGUGGAUCCUGAGCAAGGCAUUUAUCAUGGAUUUUACCGACUAGGAACGUGGAUUUGCAUCGCCAAUCGGGAUGUCUGGAGGCGCCACGAAAUACCCUCAAUGGAAGUGAGAUUCUCAGAUCAGGCUCGGGACUACUCAGAGCGCAGAGGCUCCACGGAAUCAGAGAAGGAUUUCAGGAAGAAAUAUCAGGCCAUCACUCAUCGCCUUGUUCAUCGCAGAUCAUGUGUUGAAAUGUACCGGCGACAGAGCAUCAACAGCUUCGGUGAGUUGACAUUCUUGGCACUUUCCCUGUCGAGCGAAUGCGGAAAAGCCAACAGUUUAUCCCUAGUGCUGAAAUACCUCAGCGUAAUUAUGUCACGAGAGUCUCGUGAGGAUUUUCCCCAGAAUGCGCUUCACCAUUUGUGUUUUUGUCUCAUAUUCUUCAAUUUCGCUGCCAUUGCGAAAAAUCCGUCAACAGCAAUCAUGUUGGAUAUUGCAAUGAUCGCCUCGUCGAGUUCUCCUGACUCCAUUCGGGGGCGCCUCGAGGAGAUUUUCAAGCUAAUGCUAAUGAUAUGGGCACGACAGAGCGUUGCGAAUAAAAUCAUAUCCGGAGGCAUGAGUGAGACGGAUAAGACGGUGGUGGUGUGUCGCGACUCUGGGGAGUUUGGCUUCAGGAUUCAUGGCUCGAAGCCCGUCGUGGUGUCGGCCAUCGAGCCGGACACGCCGGCUGAGUCGUCGGGCCUGGAAGUUGGCGACAUUGUGCUGUCGGUGAAUGGCAUUUCUGUGAUCGACAAGAGUCACUCGGAGGUCGUGAAGAUCGCGCACGCGGGCAGUGACACGCUGGAGCUGGAAGUGGCCAGGACAAUAGGCAUGCUGUCGGCCAACGGAGCGGACAACGCGGCGAUCUACUCAGGAUACCUCCUGAGGCAGAGCGGUUACGCCAGCGGAAGUGUCAACACUGCCAAGUGGGUCAGGCGGUGGUUCACUCUCAGGCCAGAUCACUGUCUCUACUUCUACAAGACGGACGGGGACUCUCAGCCGGUGGGCGCAAUUCUCCUGACCAAUCACAGCGUCGAGCACUGCUCAGGGAGUGAGAUUGGGAAGCCCUUCGCCUUCCGGAUUGACGGACCCGAGGCGCCGCCACUCUUCCUCGCCGCGGACAGUGAGGAAGCCGCCAACCGUUGGGUCGCCGUGAUGAGUCACGCGUCGCAGCAGAGUGACCCGUGGCUGGAGGUGAGCACGCGCAAUCUGCGUCUGUCACCCAACUGCGUGCCGCGGCCCGAUUGCUUUGGGUAUCUGCUGAAGCUGGGCAGUCGCUGGCGCGCCUGGUCGAAGCGCUAUUGCGUGCUGAAGGACGCCUGCAUGUACUUCUACCACGACGGCAACAGCAAGAGCGCCUUCGGCAUGGCCUGUCUGCAGGGCUACCGUGUGCAGCCGACGAGCACGGCCGGGGGCAAGAAGUACGCUUUCGAGGUGGCACCGCCAGAGCCCAAGCUCAGGCAUUACUAUUUCUCCACCGAAACGGAAAUGGACAAGAAGAGAUGGGUUGCAGCGCUCGAGUACUCCAUCGACAGGUGGAUGAAGGCAGGCUAAUGGACUCACCAUUCAUCGUGAUUCGCGUCGUCUUUUGCAAAAAUGAGGGAAGAAUGAUUUCUAUGGAUGCAUUUUUGGGUUUUUGCGUCGUUGGUAGAAUAUUUCAAUGUAAUAACUUUAGAGGAAUCUUAGAUAUUUGUCGUUAAUGUUGACGUAGUGAAUCAGAGGGAAUGGUUGAAAAUAUCUCAUCAUUCUAUGGAAAAUUACAUACGAAAAAAAUGGGAAUACGAAUUCGUGACUUUGUCUUAUGCGAAAAUCUAAUUUGUUACAAUUAAAUGGAAUGAUGCUCAAGGAAAGAGAGAAAAGGAAAAUCACAAAAAGUAGCACUGACCAUUAUUCAAAUUUAAUGCAGACGAGAAGGCAGAAGAAGUGAAGCUGAAAAUAGAGUAAUAUAUAUAUAUUUUAAAUGUUAGAGCUUUAAUUCUAACUGUAAAAUAUAUUUUUUAAUAAAAAGAAUGAUAUAAAGAUAAACUAAAUAAAUGGUGAAAGGACCAUAAAUCAAUAUUAAUAAAGGGAGGAAUUAUUUGAAAAAUUCAUUUACACUUUCUUUCUCAAUUGUUAAUGUUUACCUCAGAGGAAAAUGACGAGAUUGAUGUCCAAAAAUUUAUACAAGAUGAAAAAUUGUUGACAUUAUUUCAUAUCAAAGCACAAAAAUUAUGCUAGAUAAAUAAAAAACCAUCUAAAUAUUAAUGAGAAAAAAGAAAUUACGACAUAAUUUGUUAUGAUUGUACGUGAAUGUUCUAGUCGAAUAAAUUUACGGGAAGUCACUCGAAGUGCUUUUAUGGUCAGUUGGUAAAUAUAGUUGGUGUGAAAAGAUGUGUAGAAUUAUAUCAUUUUCUAAGUGGUUUUUAUGUUAUUCCCCUUCGGUAAAAGCACAAUUACAUUUUUAAAAUUAAACCAGAGAGAGGAAAUCGCUCAAUAAACAACAAAGACUAAAGAGGAAAAAUUAAAUAUAUAGAGAAAUAAAAACGAAAGCGUAAAUUAUUAGAAAAGAUAUACAAGAAAUCUACCGAAGAAUAAGAAUAUUCCAAAGAAAUAUUAUUAAUAAUAGGACUUACUUGAAUGAAUAACCCCAAAAGAGAGUUGAAGGAGAAGAUGUUGUCGUGUAAGAAAUAUAUCUGUAUUACUACCUAAGUGUUAUUAGUACGCCAAGAGACAAAGCAAGACACACAAUUACAUUAAUGUUCUGUCGAUGAGAUUCAAAAGGUAAUUAAUUAUGUAACUUGAUAGUUGUGGCAGAUUCAUAGCAAAGAAGUUUAGAAAGAAAGAGUGAGAGAAGACGUAAAUUUUGGGUGGUAUUCACCCCUUUUGUUAUAUCGCGUAGGAAAAUCGUGAUGGUGUGAAGAAAAUACACAUUCGUUUUGAUGAAUAUUUAAAUUUUAUGUAGAGAACUUUUAUUAGGUGAAAAGACAAAUGGGACAGAAUGGAGAGAAGCAUUUAAUCAUCUCUUAUCUCGAUGUCAAGAAUAGACGUCGUGUAUGAAAAAUUUAUUGGUCAGACGAGAGAGAGAGAGAGCAAAUAAAGUUAAAACGAGAAGACAUCUCUUCAACUACGAUGAACUACGCUCACUGCCAAAAAAUAUGUUUGAAAUUUAAGGUGAACAAAAAAAGAAAACUGAGAAAAAGGGAGAAAAUAUAAUAAAUCCUAUUAAAUUA